AUGAUGCAACUCGUGGAUGGAAAUGACUUGACUGUACAAGUAAGUACUAUUGGUAAUACUUAUGGCACCACAACUCUUUCGUAUGCGACUUCCGACCUUCAUUCCAUGGAAUACUAUUUCGCCCUCAGUGGCACCACCGGCGUCUCCGCUAUCGGCCAGAAGUGGAAUACUAUCAACUAUGCAACCUUGAUAUCGAACUGCACUGGCCUCCCUUUCCAUAACCCCAGCUGGUCUGAUGGCAACGAAGUGUGGCAGAACUGGAUGUACACCCUCAAACAUUGCUACCCGCUCCUCCAAGAUUCGCCGGCGCUAGGACUGGUGGAUCCGGCUUGGGCGAGGUCUGAUCAACAGAUUGCGAUGUAUGACCCUCCCCGGGCUCUGGUUCCGGGGAAGGCUUUAGGUCCUGCGCCACCAGCCCCAAUGCCAAAUUCGGGCGCUCCAGCGGCUGCUGCUGUUGCUGCUCCAGCAUCCCAAGCUGCGAAGCCUACCCCUACGCCGACGCCCGCGCCAAGUAUACCUGCGCCGGUCAGCUCACCAGAAGGUGAUCCACCAAGUGGCAGUUCGAACGACCCAGCGCCUGCGAAGGAUUCAGCCGCCAACGAUCCACAAGCCAACAUUGAUCCUGCCGCUGCGACUCCUGCGCCUGCCAAGGACUCAGCUAGCGGUGAUCUGAAUACGGACAGUGACCCUGCAAAUGUGAAGCCAAAGCCUGCGAACGACCCAGCGUCUGCGAAGGAUUCAUUCAACAGCGAUUCAUCCAUUGUGCCUCAAAACCCCAAGAGUGACCCUGCAGACGAAAGUGAAUCUCAAAACAUGGACUCGCAACCUGCUGAGCCUGCUCCGGCACUAGCACCCUCCGUAACCACUAUCGCUGGCCAUAGCAUCCAAGUACCUGCAUCUCAAUCUAUUGUAGGUGUGGUCCUCGUCGAUGGUCAGUCCAUCACAGCCGGACACGAUACAACAACUGUUUCGAGUACACAAAUCGCUCUUCACACCAAUGGUGACCUCGCUCUGGGUACUUCUGCGGUUCACAACGUUCUUCCCUUUGAUUCUCCAGCCCCGGCACAAGCGCUCUUUGUCACCACGGUUGCAGGCCACAGCAUUCAAAUCGCCCCGUCUCGGCCCAGCGUAGUCAUGGUCGAUGGUCAACCCGUCAGCGCUGGCGCAUCUCCGACGACCGUAUCCAGCACACACAUCGCCCUCCACACCAACGGCGACCUCAUCCUCGGCACAUCAACCAUCCACAACAUCCUCCCCCACGCACCUCCAGUCCCACUGUCCUACUCCACAGUCGGCAGCCAAACCAUCACCCUCUCCUCAUCCCGGUAUCUCGCCGCCGGCACCACCCACGCACCCGGAGACCCUGGCUUCGCAGCCGACAGCACCAUUGUCUCUCUUGGUUCCUCAGCCCUGCACAUAGGCUCCGGUACCAUCCCCAUCUCCCCACCCAAUCCUGCACUGCCAGCAAUCAUCACCACUGCUGCCGGCCAUCUUCUCACUCUCCUCCCGAGCGGCAUAGUCGUCGCAGCCCUCCCAUCCGGCGCCAUCGCGGUCGCAGGCGUGACGCCCACAUCUAACGCGCCCGCCAUCACUGUCUCCGGCACACUCAUGUCGCUGGGUGCCAAUGGGUUUGUGAACGGGACGACCACCAUAUCGUUACCGAGCGUUGAGACUGCUUCGCCAAGAGGAGGACUGGGGGGGGGUUAG
This is a messenger RNA of Letharia columbiana, 1707 nucleotides long. RefSeq lists its product as uncharacterized. The coding region runs from base 1 to 1707 and encodes 568 amino acids. The record is from RefSeq and is a predicted model, not a curated record. The transcript is spliced from 3 exons. NCBI's taxonomy places the organism in Eukaryota, Fungi, Ascomycota, Lecanoromycetes, Lecanorales, Parmeliaceae.